CUAUCCCAUCUGAAACCCAGCACCCUCCAAAUGCAAGCAUUAUCCUAGGGAGUACACGGACAGCGCGGGGCUCUGCCGGGCUGGGACGAUUUAAUCGAGGGCACACGCCCAAAGCUCCGUGCCCGCCCAAGAGUGACCCGCGGCCUCCUCCUUCUCCCGGCCCCGUUCGCCCGCCCAGUCCCGGGCCGUGUGGGCCGCGCCAGAGAGGAGGCGGGCCCACCCCUCCACGCCAGGUUGAUCAGCCCCGGCCCGCCGCCCGCCGCCCUGCCGCUCGCAGUGCCUCCGCCCGCCGCAUCUGCCGCCACACCGGCCGCGGCCGGGACAUGGUGCCGGCGCCCGGGGGCGCCCUGCUCGCCGCCCUCCUCGCCGCCGUGCUGGCCGCCGCGGGCAGCUCCAGAGCUCGUGGGCAGCUGGUGACUGUGAGCCAGCCGGGGGUGUGUCGCUACGGUUCUAGGCUGGAUUGCUGUUAUGGCUGGAAAAAGAACAACAAAGGCCACUGUGAAGCUAUCUGUGGACAUGGCUGCAAGUAUGGCGAGUGCGUGGGACCAAACAAAUGCAAAUGUUUCCCUGGAUUUAUAGGGAAAACCUGUAAUCAAGAUCUGAAUGAAUGUGGACUGAAACCACGUCCCUGUGAACACAGAUGCAUGAAUACACAUGGCAGCUACAAGUGCUAUUGUCUCAACGGGUACAUGCUCAUGCCAGAUGGCACAUGUGCAAGCUCUAGGACAUGUGCCAUUGCAAAUUGCCAGUAUGGAUGUGAGGAAGUCAAAGAGGAGGUACAAUGUCUUUGUCCAUCAGCUGGCCUUCAUUUGGGACCGAAUGGAAGGACAUGCAUUGAUAUUGAUGAAUGCUCCACUGGCAGAGCUGUCUGCUCUUUCAAUCGCAGAUGCGUCAACACAUUUGGAAGCUACUACUGCAAGUGCCAACUUGGUUAUGAACUGAAAUACAUCAGCGGCCAUUAUGACUGUGUAGAUGUAAAUGAAUGUGUGACAACCGCACACAGGUGUAACCUCCACGCAGAGUGCCUCAACACAGAGGGAUCCUUCAAAUGCAAAUGUAAACAGGGCUACCGAGGAAAUGGAUUUGAUUGUGCUGCUAUCCCUGAAAAAUCAGUGAAGGAAAUUCCAAGAAUUCCUGGAACAGCUAAGGACACUAUUAAGAAACUUCCUGCACAUAAAAACAGUGUGACAAAGCAUAAAGCAGUCAAGAAUGCGAUCCCAGAAGCAGUCAUGACACCAGCUUCUAAGACCCAUCUGCAAUCGCUGGACUAUGAAGGCGGAUUUGAUCUUGGUGGGAGCUACACUGCGGGAGAGAAAGAAACUGAAGUUACUAUAGAAGAGAGAGUCGAUGAGACAGAUGGGGAAGAGAAGGAAGAUUAUGAGAAUCAGAUUGACCAUGAGCAAAGCCUUAGAGGAGAUGUCUUCUGUGGACCUGUGCUCACUCCAAGCAAUCCGAGUGCAAGCCAGCUCCAAACAAGAAGCCGUGUAGUCCAAGUUGGUGAACUGUUGUUUUCACCAGUUCCCCAGAGUAAAGAAGCAGCUGCCUUUGGCCCUCUCCUGGCACAAAGAAAAGUUUCGAUGACAAGACAAGAGCACAAAGUUGAUUGCAGUUUCAGUCGAGGAGUCUGCGACUGGAAACAAGAUACUAAUGAUGACUUUGACUGGAAUCCUGCUGAUAGAGACAGAGGUGAUGGGUACUACAUGGCUGUUCCAGCCUUUGUGGGUCACAAGAAGGAUAUGGGCCGCCUAAAACUUCUCCUGACUGACCUCAACCCAAAGAGCAGCUACUGCUUGGUUUUCAGUUAUCGGCUCGCUGGCGAAAGAGUGGGAAAACUUCGAGUGUUCCUGGCCAACAAAAAAUCUGCUCCUGUGUGGGAGCAGGACAAAGGAAAAGAUGAAAGGUGGAGAACUGGAAAAGUAGAAAUAUUGCAGGGGACUGAAACAACUAACAGUAUCACCUUUGAAUCAGAACGUGGGAAGGGCAAAACUGGAGAAAUUGGAGUGGACAAUGUUAUACUAGUUCCUGGUCUGUGCCCAGAAGAGACCUGAGAAUCAAUAUUUGAGUAUGCUGGAUUUAACCCUAUUUUUAAUAUUUGCCUUACUAGCAGUGUUUUUUUAUUCAUUUUCAUUAUAAAAAAAUGAAAGCAUAAAUUUAAAAACUGCCUUGAACUUAAUGCAGCAUUGCAAACAAAAACUGACAAAUGCAAGAUGCAGAGCACACUUUUUUAUGAGUUAGAUCUAAUACAUGCUUUGAAUGUAGCACUACUGUAUUUUAUCAUUCAAGGUCAGGGUUUCCUAGGCAUUAAAAUAUUUAUCUAGCUUUUUUUACGAAUUCUGUAUGCUUUCAUUCCUUAAAGCUCUUUUCAAGGCUAUUCUUAAGUCUUCUACUGCAUUUUUUCUGCUUCACAAGAACAUAAAGCAGUAUUUAAGAGGAUGUUGCUACUUCUGGUAAUGUAAUUUUAACUUCCUACUUAGUAUGUAGAUAUUAAGUUUAUUAAAAAAAAAAGAAGAAGAAGGAGGAGGAGUUUUUUUCCAGUCUUCACAGAGCUAAAUUUUAAGUGGAGUCAUGUCUUUGAGGAAUAUUUUAAUUGCUAAUAAAAUAUGCAGAAUAUCUUAUUUGUCAUCAGUGUCUUUGAGUCACACAAAUCACUGUUUAGAAAGGAUCCACUUUUUUUUCAUAAGCAUUUAAUGUGCAUCACAUAGAGAUGAUGUUACCAACCGGUGUUGAAAAAUAAAAGAAACCUCACACUGUGAACUGGCCUUCAGGAGCAAACUGGUUCCUGCUUGGUUACAGACCUUAUUGACCCCACAGAAGCAUGAAACAACCAUUUUCAUUUUCCAGUAGACAGGAUGGCUUAGUGACCACACAAUAAGGCUCAUUCUUAACACAGUCAAAAAGAUACAUCUUUUUUGCAAGACCCUUCAUGUUCUUCAGACUCCAGCGAAAUGGAUAGAGACUACACGCCGUCCCCAGGAACGGAGAGGGAAGCAGAAUCUUCUCCCACAAAGUAGGAGCUGACAUCCUGCCACCCCCUGUCACGUAUGCCUACGCACACACAUGUAUGUACAUACAUGUGUAAGGAGGGUCUGGAAUCCAGGUUCCACUUUUUCUGAAAAGAAGCUGAAUGACUAAAGUGUGGGCAAAAGACCGUCUUCUCCCUCGUGAUCUCUUCUGAAAAUGGCUAACAUCUGCAUCUCAAGCAGACAGAGAUGCCUGAAACGGGGAAGAUUAAAGGUCUGUUUUAUUAAAAUCAAAUUCUGUGUCUAGCUUCAAACAGCAAUAGUUCACACGUACGCAGUGCCCCUAAAGCCAAAGAAUUCUACACUUCUAUGCAAACUUGAGAACCAGUGCACAAACAAUACACUUGAAAUAUGUAUUUAAAGCAAACAAAAUGUAACUUAAAAAUAACAGUGUAGCUAGGUAUUUCUUAUGUGUGCAGUUAUUUGGCAUGGAAAAAUGAUUUCAUCCUCUAUACUUGCUUUGGGAUAGAUUCUGCCUGUGUAAGCAUAACAUCUAGAGACUAUUUGCUCAAUACGCAAAGAAUAGAGAGCAAACAAUGAAUGUGGUGUGAUAUGGAGCCAGAUGAGCCAACGUUUAUUUGCUGUUGGUUAACUCAUAGCCUCCUAUGAAUUAUGACUGUCACAAUUGCAUUCCACCCAAAAGACAAGAUAUAAAAAGAAUUUGCAUUUCAUGGAACAAGUUAGAAAAUGAUUUUGCAUGAAUGAGUAAAGUCUGCAAUAACUGCUGUCAAGCUUUCUGUAGAAGAGCUGUUUCUUAUUUCUUUGCAAUGGUUUGUCAGACACAAGCUAGCUUGCAUUGCAGCAGAUCAUAAUUCUAAUACAAAAUGUGAAGAGCAAAACUGAAACCUUUUUUG
Molecule: messenger RNA, 3874 nt
Organism: Numida meleagris (helmeted guineafowl)
Lineage: Eukaryota; Metazoa; Chordata; Aves; Galliformes; Numididae
Gene: EGFL6
Product: EGF like domain multiple 6
Exons: 13
Coding region: 324-2048 (574 amino acids)
Cellular component (GO): membrane
Molecular function (GO): calcium ion binding
Source: RefSeq, a predicted model, not a curated record